UUAUCAUAUAUAUUGACAAAAAUAUUUAAUGCAAGAAAAAGUAAAAGGUUCUUGUGUUCUGCUGAGAACUGAAGAAGAAAAAGCUAAAGACAGAGACAUCGGGCAGGGAGGGACGGGGAGUUUGUGUGUACUUAAAGGGGAAAAAAGAGAGGAAAAACUAGUUAUAGAUUUCUGUUUUGUUUUGGGUAGGAACACCCUUCCCUAUCCUUUCUCUUGGCCCAUCACCAUCAUCGUCCUAUUUUGUACAGCUUUUUGGUAUUACUAUCUUCCAUUCUUUAUCCGUUUCUCCGAUUCUUGUUCUGAUCCAGCGCCAUUGAACCUCUCUCUUUCUCUUGUUUUGCCAUCUGGGUUUUGUCUGAAAGGCUUAAAGAACACAUCUUUUAAUUGAAGUACUCAUAAAAAUCUUAGCUUUUUCUCUUUUUUUUUUGUGAUCUCUGUGUUGGGUGCUUUUUGUUUGGUACAUGAUGGCUGUAGACGACCAAAGGGGUGGUAAUUCAGUAAAUGAAAAAAAGUUUCCUGUUGGAAUGCGUAUUCUAGCUGUUGAUGAUGACCCAAUUUGCCUCAAAGUUUUGGAGAAUUUGCUUCGUAAAUGCCAGUAUGAGGUUACAACUACCAAUCAAGCAGUCACUGCUCUGGAAAUGUUGAGAGAAAACAGAAACAAGUAUGACUUGGUUAUCAGUGACGUUAACAUGCCAGACAUGGAUGGCUUUAAGCUCCUUGAACUCGUGGGGCUCGAAAUGGACCUACCUGUCAUAAUGUUAUCAUCUCAUGGUGAUAAAGAGUUUGUGUACAAGGGCGUUACACAUGGUGCUGUUGACUAUUUGCUGAAACCUGUUCGAAUGGAGGAGCUCAAAAACAUAUGGCAACAUGUAAUCAGGAGAAAGAAAUGGUAUCCCGAGGACCAAAACAGGCCCCCAAAUCAAGACAAGGGUGAUGACGGAGCUGGAGAAGGGGAACAAGGAGUGACAUCAACUGGUAGUGCAGAUCAAAAUGAAAAACUAAAUAGGAAACGUAAGGACCAAGACGAAGAGGAUGAAGAAGAGGGUGAAGAUGGAAAUGAUAAUGAGGUAUCUGGGAAUCAGAAGAAGCCUCGAGUUGUCUGGUCUGUUGAUUUGCAUCAGAAGUUUGUUGCCGCUGUUAAUCAAAUGGGUCUUGACAAGGCUGUUCCAAAGAAAAUACUUGACCUGAUGAAUGUUGAUGGGCUUACAAGGGAAAACGUGGCAAGUCACUUGCAGAAAUUUAGGCUUUACCUGAAAAGACUAAGUGGUGGAGGAAACCAGCAAGGCAACAUGGUUUCUGCAUUUGGUGCUAAAGACUCAUCUUACUUGCGAAUGAGUUCAGUUGAUGGAUUUGGAGAUUUUCGCUCUAUGCACGGACCAGGAAGGCUUUCAACCGCUUCUCUUUCAUCAUAUCCAUCUGGGACUUUUCUUGGUAGAUUGAACUCUCCUAGGGGUUUAACCUUACAGGGAAUAGCUUCUUCUGGGCUGCUCCAGCCAGGUCUCUUACCAACAAACCAGGGUACAAAUUUAUUUCAAGGGAUUUCAUCAGCACUGGAGCCCAAGCAACUACAAAUGAAGUCCAUUAACCAUAUUGGAGAGUUUAAUCACAAAGGUGAUACAGCAGGUUUUACACUUGCAAGUUGCUUCCCGGAUGUCAAAGUGACUAUUGGUAGCUUGAGCAACACCAGUGCCACAAGCGGCCCUCCGAUAUUACAAGUGAACCCACAACAAAAUCAGAGUAGAGGAUCAUUGGCGACUCAAUCUUCUCUAAGCAUGCCUUCAUUGAAUCAGGAGUCUUUUGAUGUUGGUGUCCAGGGCUCUUCAAAUUUUCUGGAUCAUAGAUGUGAUGAUAACUGGCAGGGUGCAGUUCAGUUGUCCACUUUUCCUUCUUUGCCAAUUGGUGAACCUUUCCGGCAUGAUCGAUUACCUUCCAGUACCUUGAGAGGCAAUAUAUCUUCCACUACCUCUCACAUUGUUAAUAGCCCCAUCGAUUUUUGCUCGACGGGUUCUCUCACAGCACCUUUAGAAGAUUCCAGAGUAGACAUGCAAGGACAAACAGACUUUAUUGGUAAUAUUUUUCAGAAUUCAACAAAUUACAUUUCAAAGAACAGAUGGGAAGAAAAUAGCCAAAACUAUAAUCUUGGUCGUAAUGGUUCAUUCGGUGCCAUGAAUUCCCUGGUUUCUGGCAAUGGUUCCAUUGGUGCAUUGAACCAGAGUAUGGACCAAAGGAAAAGGUUUGGCGCAUCUAUGAUUGGUCAAUCAAACAGUGGGACUCUGUCCAUGUUUCAGCAUCCUGAUGUUGAGAAUUUUGCUUUGGACCCAAAAAUGAGGUCUAACGAGGAUGUUAUCUUGGAGCAAGCGAAGUCCCAGAAUGGUUUUGUUCAAAAUAAUUAUGAGUCUAUGGAUGAUAUAAUGAAUGCAAUGAUCAAGCAGGAUCAAAAUGAUGGUUCCUUAAUGGAUGGAGAAUUCAGGUUUGGAUCUUUCUCACCUGGAUCAUGCAUGUGAGUCUUCGAAAGGAGAAGAGUAUCUGAGUUCUCACUCCUCUCAUGGAAAAAAUUGUAUCUUGUAAUUGAUUACUCCUUUUCUUUUUAGUUUUUUCCCUUCUCGUUUUUCCCAAUGUAAUCCCAUCUUCCUCUUUCUAUUCUUAUUCUCCGUUAUCAGAGUUAAUUACCGGUUAACAUUUAUAGCCUGAUCCUUGUUUUUUGAUCUCUCUCUUCUCAAUUCUUAUUGAUAAAUUAUUCGUACAUAUUAAAUUCA
Messenger RNA from Populus euphratica (Euphrates poplar), 2756 nucleotides. Its product is annotated as two-component response regulator ARR12-like. NCBI's taxonomy places the organism in Eukaryota, Viridiplantae, Streptophyta, Magnoliopsida, Malpighiales, Salicaceae. Bases 462 to 2504 code for a protein of 680 amino acids. The transcript is spliced from 6 exons. The record is from RefSeq and is a predicted model, not a curated record. Gene Ontology annotation, biological process: phosphorelay signal transduction system; cytokinin-activated signaling pathway. Gene Ontology annotation, molecular function: DNA-binding transcription factor activity; DNA binding.